This is a messenger RNA of Plasmodium relictum, 1374 nucleotides long. Its product is annotated as conserved Plasmodium protein, unknown function. The record is from RefSeq and is a predicted model, not a curated record. The coding region runs from base 1 to 1374 and encodes 457 amino acids. Lineage: Eukaryota; Apicomplexa; Aconoidasida; Haemosporida; Plasmodiidae. The transcript has a single exon.
AUGUGUGAAAGAUUGUAUAAAAAAAUAAAGAGUAUUGAAUGUGAAUCAAAUUUAUAUAUUUCAAAUAAUAAAGUUUUAUUUGAAACAAUAUAUAAUCUAAUAAGAGAAGGUGUACCGAUUCCAAGUGCAUAUUAUAUAAAUGAUCACAUAGUGGAUAGAGAAACAGAAAGAUAUGUACUAACCAAAUAUAUUUAUGAUAUUGAUGAUAUUAUAUAUAAAGUAGAGGCACACUCAAAAAUAAAAUUAGAAAAAUCUGUUAAUUUAAGAGUUAAAUAUAUAGAAGAAGAAUAUUUAAAAGAUUAUGAAGUAGAAAAUUUCUAUAAAGAAGACAAAUACAAUGUAUUAGAUUCCUUACAAAUAUAUAUUUCACACAAUCAUUUUGAAAAAAUUUGGAAUGAAUUUACUAUUCCAUAUUUCCUGAGUUGCUAUCAUGAUGAGGAAAACUUCAAAAUACACACACAUAUUUUAGAAAAAGAAGAGUUUGGUUAUGAUUUACAAAUAGAACUUUAUGAAAUUCCAGACAACCCAAUUAAAACAUUUCUUGUAGCAAAUCAUUUAUCAAAAAUUAGAGAAGCUUUGCAAUGUGGUCCUUUAAUGCACUUUUUUUUAACAAAAACAAAUACUCAAGAAAAUUCUUUUGAAAAGUUUAUUAUUAGAAAAAAUGAAGUUAUUUUUAUUUUAAAAAAAAAUGAUUAUUUGUUAGCUGUCAUUUCAAUACAUUAUGAAGAUGAAUAUGAUAAAUAUAUAGCACUUGGUUUAUGUAAAAAUAUUCACUUAACAACUAAAACGAUGGAUUUAUCUGGUAACUUGGAUUGCUCUUUUUAUACACAUUUUCCAUCUCAUUUAAUAACAUCAGAAUUCUUUGUGUAUGAGAAUCUAGACAAAGAUAAUUACGAAAAAGAAAAAAAAGAUGUAUUAGGAAAAAAAAAUUCAAAAAAUAUAAAAAAUACACGUAAGUUUAAUGAAGAUAGUUUUAAUGAAGAAGAUAAAGAAAAAAUAAAAAACGAAAUAAAAGAAAAAGUAUUUAAUGAAGAAAAAGAAGAAUAUGAUAAGAAAAAUUUAGAUAAAGAAAAAAAAUGCAACAAUUUAGCAUAUGAGGAAGAAAUAAAUAGAGAGUAUAUAUGUGAGGAUGAAACAGGAAAUAUAAGCGAUAACUUAAAUGAAGUUAAUAAAAUUGAUGAAGAAAAAGAGAUGAAAGUUCCUAAUGUUGGAUUUAUAUCUUUAAGAAUGGAUAUACAAUUAUUUAAUAAUUGUAAAGAUUUUUCUGAAUUAAUUCAGGUCUCCAGUAGAAUAUCUCAUAUUAUAGUUUCAUUUAGAGAUUUUUUAAAUAACUCGUUGGUUUUAUAUCGAAUUAAACAGAGAAGAACCUUUUAA